UCUCAGCAUGUAGUUCAUGUGCUUUGAAUUUAAUAUAAUCUGGUUUUGACCGACUUAUGUUCAUAUUUAUGAUAUCUUGAACUUGAACUGAUGGCUGACAUCAUAAAUCAGGGGAAUGAAGGAGAUCUUCAGGCUCAAAUCGAAGAGGUCGAGGCUCUGUCUGCCAUCUAUGGGGAUGAAUGGUGUGUCAUAGAUGAGGCAUCCAGAAUAUUUUGCAUUAAAAUAUCUGACGACUUGGAGGAGCCGAAAUUAACAGCGUGUUUGCAGAUAAUUCUCCCACCUGAUUAUCCGAGCACCGCCCCGCCUAUCUACCAGAUCAAUGCAGCAUGGUUGCGAGGCCCUGAGAGGACCAAAUUGGCAAACAGCCUGGAAGACCUCUAUGUGGAGCAUGUGGGGGAGAGCAUCCUCUACCUGUGGGUGGAAAAAAUUAGAGAAUUCCUGGUGGAGAAAUCCCAGAGCUCAGACACAGUGGAGCACCCCGAGAAGGUGAACGUGACUGCUGAGGAGGACGUAGAUGAUGAUGACGAAGAGAUACCAGACUUCAGGACUCUCAAGCUGAACACAGAAAAUGCUCAUCUGUUCAUGGAUCAUGCACACGAUGAAGAGUUACCUCCUAUAAAACACGGAAAUACCAUCACAGACCGACGCAGCACUUUUCAGCCUCAUGCAGCACCUGUGGUGACCCCCAGACAGGUUAAAAUGGUCCUGGAGAAGCUGUACGAGAACAAGAAGAUUGCGAGUGCCACUCAUAACAUUUAUGCAUACAGGAUUUACUGCGAGGACAAGAACAGCUUCCUGCAGGACUGUGAGGACGACGGCGAGACGGCCGCAGGGGGGAGAUUGCUCCAUUUACUUCAGAUUCUGGACGUGCGUAACGUCAUGGUGGUCGUGUCUCGGUGGUAUGGAGGUAUUUUGUUGGGUCCUGACCGCUUCAAACACAUCAACAACUGUGCUAGAAAUAUCCUGGUGGAGGAAGGAUACACUGCCUCCACGGAUGAGGCCACCAAAACUGGAGCGAAGGCCAAAAGGACAAAAAGCAAGAAGACGAAAUGAAAUUUAAAAGAAAAAAAAAGGACUUUUAUUCAAACAUGUUCACAGUCUUGUGAUUCAGAUGGAUCUUAAAGGUUCAGUGUGCAGGAUUUGGGGGAUAUGUUGACAGAAAAUGGAAGUAAUAAUCAUGUUUUCAUUAUAUUAGAAUGAGUUAUUUACAUUUAUAUAGGGAGCGAGUCCUCAAGCCCAACACGUUCUCAUCUCGUUCUAAUCCUCACCGCUAGCUGCCACUAAAUCCCCCUAAAUCUUACACACUGCUCCUUUAAUAGAGACAAGUAGGGAUUUCUUACAAUUAGAAAUAAUUUAUUAAAAUCAUGACAGAAUUUAUAUUAAACCAUUUUAAAUGAAAAGCCUUGAAAUUAAAUGUUUACAGUACGUUUUCAUUAAAACAAACCAUUAGGUUUGUACUGAAAAUAUGACUUUGACAUCUUUAUAUUCAUCAGUCCUCCAUGAGGAUCGUCGAUUCAUUUUAUUAGAAAACCACAUCAUUACACGCUUGAAUGAAGGAUUUUGUUCAGGACAUGACAUCUCUUUCGUGACGUUCAUUUUAAAUGAUGAUUCUCCAUUCUGUCCUGAUAUAAAUGUGUGAAUGCUUGUCCUUGUACGUGUUAAUUCAGCUUUCCGCCGAAUCCACAUGUGAAUGAAAUUCAUACACAAGUAAUUCAGCGUCUCUAAGAAAUAUGAUCAAGACUCGACAAAAUGAAGUUCACCGAGUUUCAAUGACACUCUUGCACUCCCUCUCACAACGCUCGUGUCCGCUUCCCCCAGUGUAUUUGACAGCCACUUGAAGCCUGCUAAAUAUUCAACUUUUCACACUUGUGUGUUCUACUGAAGCUUUUACCCCACAUCAGCUCCUGUGGGAUUUUGCCUCACCUCACCGUUUUGGUGUCAUUUGAUCCCUGGAAAGACACGGUCUGCAUAUUAACCACUUCAGGGGUAGGUUUGGCAGCACAGGGCUGCUUUCUAAAAAUAUCCAAGGCAGAUUGGUUUUCACCACCACAACCUGAGGA
Plectropomus leopardus (leopard coralgrouper) is the source of this 2060-nucleotide messenger RNA. RefSeq names its product impact RWD domain protein (gene impact). The record is from RefSeq and is a predicted model, not a curated record. Gene Ontology annotation, cellular component: cytoplasm. NCBI's taxonomy places the organism in Eukaryota, Metazoa, Chordata, Actinopteri, Perciformes, Serranidae. Gene Ontology annotation, molecular function: protein binding. Gene Ontology annotation, biological process: regulation of translational initiation; GCN2-mediated signaling.